GCAGAGCGCGGCUCAGCGGCAGCAGCGUCUCUUGACUCGGGACGCGCAGAGAGCAGCGGCUCCCCAUCCUGACCUGCUACCCACAACACGGGCACGGGCAGGGGGGACAACCACAACUUUGACUCCUUUUGUGGAUCCGAGGAACAACACAGACCCACACAACGCAAAUGUUUUACUUAUUUUUCAUUUAUUUUUGAAUGAGUAAGAUACUUUAGACAUGUCUUCAUCCGUGAGCGGCACAGAAGAGGUCCGGGUGUCCGUGUUGACGCCCCUGAAGUUGGUGGGACUGGUGUGCGUCUUUCUUGCCCUGUGCCUGGAUGUCGGGGCCGUGUUGAGCCCAGCGUGGGUCACUGCGGACGACCAGUACUACCUGUCCAUGUGGGUGUCCUGCUGGAAGCCCGUCAGCUCCGCGGAGUGGUCCUGCAACAGCACGCUGGCCACUGACUGGCAAAUUGCCAUGCUGGCCUUGCUGUUGGGGGGUGCGGCCCUCACCCUGAUCUCCUUUCUGGUGGCGCUGAUCUCCCUGUGCUCCAGCUCCAGGAGUCGCUGCUACAAGGCUGUGUCUAUCAUGCUGUUCUCUGCAGUGUUGCUCCAGCUGUGCAGCUUGGUCCUGUUCCCCAUCAAGUUCAUCGAGACGGUCAGUCUGAGGGUGUACCACGAGUUUAACUGGGGCUACGGCCUGGCCUGGGGAUCCACCAUCUUCUCUUUUGGAGGCGCCAUCCUCUAUUGCCUCAACCCCAAGAACUAUGAAGACUACUAUUAAAAUAUGUUUAAAGAAAGAGAAACUGAGACUCUGCUUCAACCCGAUGUCCUCUCAGCAAUAUGAACUCUCGUCUGUUACACAGUGCACAACCACAGACUAGAAAAAGAAGAAAUACAAAUGCUUAUUGUUAGUUUCAGGACUGGAAAUGAGCUCUUUCACUUGAUACUGUGAACUAAUUGUCCAAAAGACUACCCUCACUCAUUGAACCGAAGCCUCGUGCUUUCUCAGAAGGUUUGGCAGCAGACCUGACUGAAAAAAGAAAUCUAACCCAGCCUGUGUAAUUUGGGAGAGAAUGUCAGCACUUGCAUAACUCUGCUUCCCCUUUAAGGUGAACUCCAGUGGGUCUCAGAUUUGGGCAGAAAAUCUGAAAGAAGCAGAUGGAGUCACUGCCCCCAUGCCAUGAGGAAUGGGUGGAAUAAUUAACCAAGCAGAGCAGAGAAUGAUGUAAACAGGGUCCAAUCAGGGAAGCCAGGGUACCAUGGAGGAACAUAUCCUAUUUAAGUCAUAUCAUGAGAAGUAGGAAACACAGGGCACACCUAAGGAAGUGCUACAUUUCUCCAGAGAUAAACCACAACUGGAAAGAGUGGCUUUAAGUUCUCUUGUCCUUUUGAGUCUAUUAAAAGCCUCAGAGGCGCUGCUUAUAAACAGAAGCUACCUAACACAGUGAAAACAGUCCACAGCCACCCUCCAAAUGAUAACAUACUGGUGAGAGGAACAUGUACUGGUUAAUGAAUAGCACAGCCUUUCACAUGUAAACAGUGGGGGAACCUUUGGCAGCCAAUGUAAACCUGCAGCCUAAAGCAAGUCAUACCUGCUUUUUGAUAACACCAGGUUGUAUUAUAUGUAAUAAUAAGCAUAAUAUUCUCAUUACAAGGAGACCAGUGGCAAGAUGAUGGCAAAUGAACGUGUCUGCCGAGUGUGUGCGCAUGUCUGCAUGAACAUACCACCCAGCAUGCCCUGCUCACACACCUCCCCAUGUGAUGCCUCCUUAUCUUCACCCCCUGUAGGGAAUGGGAAUGCUCUCACUAGAAGAGGCAGUAAAUACACAACACAUUUCAUACAGGGAGAUGCUGUAGUAUAAAAUCAUUCUAGUUCCUCAAAAGUAAGUACACUUAGUUUUUGCAUCUAAAUUAAAGUCCAUGAUAAAGUACUUUAAGAGAUGACCGAGUGUGCUGGUCCUGCACUGGUAAUAACAUAGCUUUUCAAACCUCAUUCAAGUUCUCCAACCCCCUCUUGCAACAUUAGUGCAAUGAGUGAGUGUGUGCAUUCCCCUACCAUUAGCUGCUGUGUUUCUGAUUCCCACUGGUUUGAUUACUUGCAUAAUAAACAUGUACUGAAAAAA
Gymnodraco acuticeps is the source of this 2105-nucleotide messenger RNA. RefSeq names its product transmembrane protein 47 (gene tmem47). Gene Ontology annotation, biological process: cell-cell adhesion. Gene Ontology annotation, cellular component: membrane; cell-cell junction. The transcript has 3 exons. NCBI's taxonomy places the organism in Eukaryota, Metazoa, Chordata, Actinopteri, Perciformes, Bathydraconidae. The record is from RefSeq and is a predicted model, not a curated record. Bases 218 to 763 code for a protein of 181 amino acids.